AUGGAUUCUCGCGCCAGGCGCCCAGACCGAUCUAUCACCUUCAGCCUCGCUGCCCUCUUUGUGGCAGUCAUUUUAGCCACACGAUGGUAUUCGUCGGCCAGCUCGCAAGUUCCAGCGGCCGUGGAGACAAAUGCCGUGGUCAUCAAUCCUCUGACAGCCGGCUUGAGGGAGCUUCAGAGCGCACUUGGCAGUGGAACAGUGCGGAGUGUUGAUCUUGUACAGUUGUACACAGAUCAGAUCCAGAAAUAUGACGACUCCUUGAAGGCCAUGAUCAAUUUCAAACCAUUGCCGGGUGUCUUCGAGGCCGCGGAGAUCCUCGACAAAGAGAGAUCUCAAGGGAAAACCAGAGGGCCUUUGCAUGGCAUCCCAAUUGUCAUCAAGGGAGGUUUCGUGCCACUCUUCAAUGACGCUGGACUAAUAUUUGCUCGCCAGGACAACAUUGACACCCACCCUGACCUUGGCUUUCAGACGACUGCCGGGAGCUACGCGCUCGUGGGUUCCUGGCCGCAGAGGAAUGCCAAAAUAGUCGACCUGCUGAUUGCAGCUGGAGUCAUCAUCAUCGGCAAGACAAACCUGAGCGAACUGUCAAACUACAAAGGCACCAAUAUAACGAGUGGUUACUCUGCUGUCGGUGGCCAAGUCCAGUCUGCAUACGUACGCGACAAGGUUGACCCAGCAGAUGGCAAAGACAGUCACAGUAACCCCUCUGGAUCCUCCUCCGGCUCAGCUGUUGCAGUUUCGGCAGGCUACAGUCCUUUCUCCAUCGGAACCGAGACUGACGGCUCGCUCAUUCUGCCAGCGGGCAGGGCCGCGCUGUACACCAUCAAGCCGACAAUCGGCCUUGUCCCGCAAGCUGGCAUUGUCCCUAUUUCGUCCAAUUUCGACUCAGCCGGUCCCAUGGCUAAAAGUUCCUAUGACUUGGCUGUGCUCCUCGAUGCAAUUGUUGACCCUGACCGAAAGCUACCGCAAAGCUAUACUUCUGCAUUGACAGAGAGCUGGAGCGACAUUUCUGUUGCAACACUGGAUCCGGAAGUGUGGAACCUACCGGACAGCUGGUUAAGGCAUGUCGAAAAUGCUACACAGCAAAUGAACAGGGAGAUCCGCCAGGCGUACGCCAAGAUCGAGACAUUGGCCAAGUCGUAUGCAGGCAAUGUACCUUUGACUCGCCACGGCGCCUUGACUCUAAACGGUCAAAAUAGUGAGACUGUGGUUGCAGCUGCCGACUUCGUUAAAGAUAUCAAUGCUUAUCUCGACACCCGAAUCAAUUCGACUAUUCGAGACUUAAAGGGGCUCAUUAAAUUCAACGAACAACACGCCGCGCUGGAGCUUUCUCCUUACUCUCCGAACCAAGAACGGCUCACACGAGCAUAUCGGCAAUCAAUCACCACAGAAGAAUACAACGCGCACUUCGGCCACCUCCGACGUGUGGCCAGAGAAGAAGGCAUAGAUUUUAUCCUCGACACGUAUAAGGUCGACGUGAUCAUGGCACCAGCAGACAGUCUGCUGAUAUCGUACGCGGCGUGCAGUGGAUAUCCGAUUGCCACCCUGCCAUUGUCAUAUCUAGAGUAUAAUGGCAGGCCGUUUGGGCUUUCGGUAGUUGCCCGUGCCAACCAGGAAGCCAUGUUGAUCAAAGUACAAAGCGCGUGGGACGCUACCUUUGGACCCCGGAAACCGCCAUCAGGCAAGAUUGGCACAUGA
Cladophialophora immunda is the source of this 1698-nucleotide messenger RNA. RefSeq lists its product as uncharacterized. The coding region runs from base 1 to 1698 and encodes 565 amino acids. The record is from RefSeq and is a predicted model, not a curated record. The transcript is spliced from 9 exons. Lineage: Eukaryota; Fungi; Ascomycota; Eurotiomycetes; Chaetothyriales; Herpotrichiellaceae.